Molecule: messenger RNA, 233 nt
Organism: Phacochoerus africanus (Common warthog)
Lineage: Eukaryota; Metazoa; Chordata; Mammalia; Artiodactyla; Suidae
Gene: DEFB124
Product: defensin beta 124
Exons: 2
Coding region: 12-218 (68 amino acids)
Biological process (GO): positive regulation of monocyte chemotaxis; innate immune response; positive regulation of chemokine (C-C motif) ligand 5 production
Cellular component (GO): extracellular region
Source: RefSeq, a predicted model, not a curated record
AUCUUGUGGCCAUGACACAGCUGCUUCUGCUUAUUGUGGCUCUCCUGGUCCUGGGUCAUGUGCCACCAGGGAGGAGUGAAUUCAAACGGUGUUGGAAGGGCCAAGGGGCCUGCCGGCCUUACUGCACGAGGCAUGAAGCCUACAUGCAACUGUGCCCGGAUGCCUCCCUGUGCUGUCUCGCCUAUGGACUCAAGAUGGCCAAGACUGAAAAUGUUUAGCUGGUUCUGGGGCUG